Molecule: messenger RNA, 931 nt
Organism: Phoenix dactylifera (date palm)
Lineage: Eukaryota; Viridiplantae; Streptophyta; Magnoliopsida; Arecales; Arecaceae
Product: stem-specific protein TSJT1-like
Source: RefSeq, a predicted model, not a curated record
UCCUUGGAGGCAUCGUCGUGGAAAGGAGGAAGGAUGCUGGCGGUGUUCGAGAGAUCAGUGGCGAAGCCGCCGGCGGAGCUCGACAUGAGCCCUGUGUGGCCUGUCCCCUUCGACCGCUUCGAGGCAGAACAGCUCUUCAACGCCAUCUUCCCCGAUGCCGUCAUCUAUAAUUUCUCCAAUGGUAGCUUCAUGGCCAUCUCUCACUGCAUGGAUAACACCCAGCAUCCCAGGUCAGCGGUUGUGGACGACAUAUAUUGUCUCUUUGCCGGAUCUUUCAACAACCUUGGUGAGCUCCGUCGACACUACGGCCUCGGCCGGAGCACAACGGAAGCUAUGCUAGUUAUUGAAGCAUACAAAGUUCUACGAGACCGAGCACCUUACCCUCCUGAUCAAGUCAUCAAGGACUUCAGUGGAAAGUUUAUGUUUGUGCUGUUUGAUCUGAAAAAUGGAACCAUCUUUGCAGCAAGAGACCGUGAUAGCGACUUGAACUUUGCAUGGGGUAAGGUAUUGGAUGGGUCGCUUGCAUUCUCGGAUGACUAUCAAGUUAUACUGGAUAUGUGUGGGAGAUCAAGCACUUUUUUCCCUGCAGGGUGCUUCUAUAUGAAUACUACUGGGCUGGUUAGCUUCGAGCAACCCCUGCACAAGGUGAAGGCGAUUAGGUGCACGAUGGAGGAACUUUGUGCACCUGGUAUCGUCUUCGUGGUGGAUCGGUGGUAUCGGCGACCUGGCAAUAUUCCUCGUGUUGGCAGUGAAUCGAACUGGAGUGAUGCAUGCAAUACCAGAGAAGAUGACAUUGAGGAGCCACUCGGAUUUGGAUGGGGUGAAUGACAUGGAGAGUGUGGGAGUAGAAGAGAAUAACACUUGUGUGCCAGUGAGAACAAAUAUAUUAAGUACUGAGAAGUGAUAAUAAAGCGCACAGUUUUAUUUCAUA